This is a messenger RNA of Microdochium trichocladiopsis, 2732 nucleotides long. Its product is annotated as Lecithin:cholesterol acyltransferase. Bases 452 to 2335 code for a protein of 627 amino acids. Gene Ontology annotation, cellular component: perinuclear endoplasmic reticulum; cytoplasm. The transcript has a single exon. NCBI's taxonomy places the organism in Eukaryota, Fungi, Ascomycota, Sordariomycetes, Xylariales, Microdochiaceae. The record is from RefSeq and is a predicted model, not a curated record. Gene Ontology annotation, biological process: triglyceride biosynthetic process; lipid storage. Gene Ontology annotation, molecular function: phospholipid:diacylglycerol acyltransferase activity.
GGCUCCAAAAGACAGUUUCCGGCCAGCUCCCAAGCCACGUGCACGUCCAGUCAACCACCGAAAGCCAACUCGAGACUCGCGACCAUAUUCUCGCUUAUCAUUCCCGUCACGCUCGCUCGAAGACCACCUCGCACCAUAUACGCUCGAUCUCUCGAGGCCGCUCUCUCUGUGCUUUGACCAUCUCGCAGCUGCCCAUCGGCCGGCGAUCGCCCCAACGCCGACGGACCCGAUUUGGCAGCGUCCCUCUCAGUCGCAAAGCCGUUCCCUGCGACCUGCACACACUCAGCUCCACUGCGCACCAGAGACAGCAGGAUUCCAGGAUCUCGAAAGGCAAGCCGAGCGCAACAGAGCUCACAGCUUGGUCGGCGUGCGACCUACGGCAUACGCCGCGCCUUUCUGCGCUUCUUGCCCAUCAACACCUACACCGAACUCCAACUCUCCUCGAAUCGUCAUGGCUUCAACCCUGAGGCGCCGCACUGCCGGCGUGGACGGGACCACCGAGUCGCCCACAUCCGACAUCCUAGACCCGACUGACCACGACCAUCUUAGCGAGGAAAAGCCCGUCAAGAUCGUCACACAGACCAAGAAGGAGACAAGGAAGCGUCGAAACACCUUUAUUUUCUUCUUGGGAAGCCUGUUUGGCAUCAUUGCGGCUGGUUUCCUUGCCCAGGAGAGCGACCUGAUCGACUUCCUCCCAGAACUCAACGACCUGACCAUGGACAGCAUCCUCGACGUACUACCAGCAGGGCUUGUCAUGGACCUUCGAGAGUUGAUCAACGGCGAGCGCGAGUUCACUCAGAGCUAUGAGGCCUUCACUGUUGGGGUCCAGGCACGAGAAGAAGGUCUUGAGGUCCACCAUCCAGUCAUCAUGGUCCCGGGAGUCAUCUCCACUGGCCUCGAAUCAUGGGGCACGUCAAACAUUUCCCGCCCGUAUUUCCGCAAGAGACUUUGGGGCAGUUGGUCUAUGAUGCGCGCACUGGUUCUGGACAAAGAAAACUGGAAGAACCACAUCAUGCUGGACAAGAAGACCGGGCUCGAUCCUCCAAAUAUGAAGUUGCGGCCUGCACAAGGAUUCGACGCAGCCGAUUUCUUUAUCACUGGAUACUGGAUCUGGAACAAGAUCAUUGAGAAUCUGGCUUCCCUAGGGUAUGACCCAAACACCUCCUUCACUGCGGCGUAUGACUGGCGGCUGUCCUACCAAAACCUCGAAACACGGGACAAGUUCUUCACGAAGCUCAAAACACACAUAGAGCUUUCGCACGUUGCAACUGGGAGAAAGGCUGUCCUCAUCUCGCACAGCAUGGGUAGUCAAGUCGCUUUCUAUUUCUUUCACUGGGUCGCUUCUCCGACUGGAGGUAAGGGCGGCGAUGACUGGGUGGAGCGCUAUGUCGACUCGUGGAUUAACGUCAGUGGUUGCAUGCUCGGCGCCGUCAAGGACAUUCCCGUACUCCUAUCGGGAGAAAUGCGGGAUACUGCUCAGCUCAACCCUUUCGCCGUAUAUGGGCUCGAGAAGUUUCUAAACAAGGAUGAACGUGCUGAGCUGUUUCGCGCGAUGCCCGGCAUAUCUUCCAUGCUUCCCAUGGGCGGAGACGCCGUCUGGGGCAACCUGACCUGGGCGCCAGACGAUCAGCCAGGUCAAAUCCACUCCUACGGCUCGGUACUGAACUUCAGAAAAGAGCUCAAUGGCAGCAUUCCGGACAGCAACCUCACAGUGUCCACGGUCUUGGACUACCUCAAGAGGACAACGGAGGAUUGGUAUCAGGAUCAGUUGCGCGGCAGCUACUCACAUGGCGUCGCUCUUACGGCUGGUGAAGUUGACGCAAACGAGCUUGACUCUCGGAAGUGGACGAAUCCGCUUGAAACAAGGCUGCCUCUUGCCCCCAGUCUCAAGAUCUACUGCUUUUACGGAGUUGGUAAACCUACAGAGCGAGCAUAUUACUACCGUGCUCCCGAGUUCCCCGAGCUUACCAAGCUCAACAUCACCAUCGAUACCACCAUGAUUCAAGGCGAGGUGGAUCGCGGCGUCAUACUCGGCGAGGGAGAUGGCACGGUGCCGCUGCUGAGCUCGGGCUACAUGUGCUCGAAAGGGUGGCACAUGAAGCGAUACAACCCAGCUGGUGCCAAAAUCACAGUGGUCGAGAUGCCGCAUCAACCUGACCGGUUCAGCCCGAGAGGCGGUGCGAACACUGCAGAGCAUGUGGACAUUCUCGGGCGGCAGAACUUGAACGAGCUGAUAUUAAAGGUCGCUGCCGGACAGGGACACACGAUUGAGGACAACAUUGUCAGCAACAUUCGCGAAUAUGCAGACAAGGUCAAGAUCUAUGAGGACUCAUGAGGAGCAUGUCUACCGCAUUUGAGCAUGCGAUUAAUUUAGAGAUCAACAAUAGAUCGACGAGCCGGCGUUUGGCGUAAAGUGCGGUGUUGUUUCGUUAUUGUCGCUUCGCUUGAGCACAGCUUCCAGGAUGGCUUUGUCAUGGUGGUGACAACUGGCUGGCUUCGUUCAAAUUGCUAUAGGAUUAUUUUAUCUAGCUAACUGUGAGGUCGACUUGAAGAAGAAUAAUGAGUGUAGAUAUGAACAUCGGCAUUCCUCAGGAAGAGCUGUAGCGAGUCUAUCGAAUGGAAGCAAGGCUGCAUUUUGAAGGCAGGACAUUACUGCUUACUCCUCAACAGCUCAUAAUCGGAUGAAUCAAGAACAGCGUCAUAAAAUCAGUCUUGGUGCUGAAAAUCAGGAU